AUGGCUUAUUGUAUUUGGCUAGCUCUUGUAUUAGUUGCAUUGUUUACUUAUCUUAUUCAAGAAUUAACAUGGAAGAAGAAAGUUCCUCCAGGGCCUAGAGGGCUUCCACUUAUUGGUAAUCUUCAUAUGGUAGGCAAGAAUAUUCACCAUGAUCUUCAUAAAAUAGCCAAAAAAUAUGGCCCUAUAAUGUCGAUGCGUUUCGGUCUUGUUCCUGUCAUUGUUGCUUCAUCUCCUUAUGCUGCACAACAAUUCUUGAAGAACCAUGAUCUUGUUUUUGCUAGUAGACCAUAUAGUGAGGUUUCUCGAUACAUUUUCUAUGAUCAGAGAAAUCUUGUGUCUAGCAAGUAUGGACCUUAUUGGCGAAACAUGCGUAAAUUGUGUACUCUACAAUUACUUAGCAAUGCCAAGAUUCAUUCAUUUCAGUCUAUGAGGAAACAAGAGCUUGGAAUUCUUGUCAAUUUCCUCAAACAACAUCGCGGUGUUGUGGUUGAUCUUACUGAUAAAAUUGCAUCUCUUAGUGCCAACAUGUCUUGUUUGAUGAUAUUUGGGAAGAAGUACAUGGAUGAGGAUCUUGGUUUAAAUGAAUUGGUUAAAGAGACAAUGUGUAUAGCAGCAAGGCCAAAACUUGGUGAUUAUAUUCCCUUUCUUGGUGUGUUUGAUCUCCAAGGAUUGUCUCGUCGUAUGAAGGAAUUAGCUAAGCCUUUUGAUGAGUUUCUGGAGAGAGUUAUCGACGAGCACCUUCAUAAAUUCAGUGACAAGAAUCAAGCUAAGGAUAUUGUUGAUACACUUAUGGGCAUUAUGCACUCUAAUGAAGCUGAGUUCGAGUUUGAUCAUCGUCAUGUCAAAGCCAUUUUGCUGGACUUGCUGGUGGCUUCAAUGGAUACAUCAUCAACAGCAGUUGAAUGGAUUUUAUCAGAAGUUCUAAGACACCCUGAUGUAAUGAAAAAACUUCAAAACGAGAUGGAACGAGUAGUUGGGAGAAAGAGAAUGGUGGAAGAGAUGGAUUUAGAAAGUCUGGAGUACUUAGAUAUGGUCAUAAAAGAAGGUUUUAGGCUCCAUCCAGUCGCGCCACUAUUAAUUCCUCACGAGUCAAUUGAAGAUUGCAGGGUUGAUGAUUUUCAUAUACGUAAAGGAUCCCGACUAUUAAUCAAUGUUUGGGCAAUUGGGAGGGAUCCAAAUGUUUGGCCUGAGCCAGAGAAGUUCAAACCAGAGAGGUUUUUGGAAUGCAACAUUGAUCUUAGGGGACGGGAUUUUCAACUUUUACCAUUUGGAUCUGGCAGAAGAAGUUGCCCCGGUAUGCAGCUAGGACUCACCAUUGUUCGAUUGUUGGUAGCACAAUUGGUUCACUGCUUUGAUUGGGAGUUACCAAAUGGUAUGAUACCAAAAGAUGUUGACAUGACUGAGAAAUUUGGUUUAGUAUUAGCUAGAGCUCAACAUCUAAUGGUCAUUCCCAAGUCAUAUCGAUUGAAAUUUUCACAAAAUAAAUGUUAA
Messenger RNA from Solanum verrucosum, 1491 nucleotides. Its product is annotated as cytochrome P450 71AU50-like. The coding region runs from base 1 to 1491 and encodes 496 amino acids. The transcript is spliced from 2 exons. The record is from RefSeq and is a predicted model, not a curated record. Lineage: Eukaryota; Viridiplantae; Streptophyta; Magnoliopsida; Solanales; Solanaceae. Gene Ontology annotation, molecular function: monooxygenase activity; heme binding; iron ion binding.